This is a messenger RNA of Acanthosepion pharaonis, 1596 nucleotides long. The record is from the annotation of a GenBank genome assembly. NCBI's taxonomy places the organism in Eukaryota, Metazoa, Mollusca, Cephalopoda, Sepiida, Sepiidae.
AUGAAGUCAUUAACAUUUCUGUUAUUCUUCUCACAAUCUACAACUGAAAUCCUUUCCCCAAAGGAUGCGACAUGCUCUUUGGUUUUUGCCUUACAAUCUACUUUUGAGGAUUUCUCACCUGGUCUUGCCAACCUCUCCUUGGUCUCUGCCUCACAAUCUACUUUUGAGGUUUUCUCACCUGGACUUGCCAACUUUUCCUUGGUCUCUGCCUCACAAUUUACUUUUGAGGUUUUCUCACCUGGACUUGACAACCUCUCCUUGGUCUCUGCCUCACAAUCUACUUUUGAGGUUUUCUCACCUGGACUUGCCAACUUUUCCUUGGUCUCUGCCUCACAAUCUACUUUUGAGGUUUUCUCACCUGGACUUGACAACCUCUCCUUGGUCUCUGCCUCACAAUCUACUUUUGAGGUUUUCUCACCUGGACUUGACAACCUCUCCUUGGUCACUGCCUUACAAUCUACUUUUGAGGUUUUCUCACCUGGACUUGCCAACUUUUCCUUGGUCUCUGCCUCACAAUCUACUCUUGAGAUAUUCUCACCUGGACAUGCCAACCUUUCCUUGGUCUCUGCCUCACAAUCUACUUUUGAGGUUUUCUCACCUGGACAUGCCAACCUUUCCUUGGUCUCUGCCUCACAAUCCACUUUUGAGGUAUUCUCAUCCGGACUUGCCAACUUUUCCUUGGUCUCUGCCUCACAAUCUACUUUUGAGGUUUCUCACCUGGACUUGACAACCUCCUUGGUCUCUGCCUUACAAUCUACUUUUGAGGUUUUCUCACCUGGACUUGACAACCUCUCCUUGGUCUCUGCCUCACAAUCUACUUUUGAGGUUUUCUCACCUGGACUUGACAACCUCUCCUUGGUCUCUGCCUCACAAUCUACUUUCGAGGUUUUCUCACCUGGACUUGACAACUUUUCCUUGGUCUCUGCCUCACAAUCUACUCUUGAGAUAUUCUCACCUGGACAUGCCAACCUUUCCUUGGUCUCUGCCUCACAAUCUACUUUUGAGGUUUUCCCACCUGCACUUGCUAAUCUUUCCUUGGUCUCUGCCUCACAAUCUACUUUUGAGAUAUUCUCACCUGGACUUGCCAACUUUUCCUUGGUCUCUGCCUCACAAUCUACUUUUGAGGUUUUCUCACCUGGACAUGCCAACCUUUCCUUGGUCUCUGCCUCACAAUCCACUUUUGAGGUAUUCUCAUCCGGACUUGCCAACUUUUCCUUGGUCUCUGCCUCACAAUCUGCACUUGAUGUCAUUUCUUCUCUUUCCUGUGUGUCUGCUCUACAGUCUACCAUUGGAAUCUUUUCUCUUCGUGUUCCCUGCUGUUGCUUGAUAUCUCCCUCACAAUCUAUCAUUGAAAUAUUUUGUCUUGAUAUUACAUCACUCCUCUUUGUAUCUGUUUCACAAUCAACCAUUGUAUUUAUUGCCACUUCAUUUCCAAAAGUCAUUUUCCUUAGCCUUUGCAACUUUUUUUCGUCAGUUUUAGAGAUGACUGGCAGUGGAACUUUUCUACCUGUUACAUCCAUACUGUGUUCAUCAUACAAACUUUUCAUAUCAUUAAAUUGUUUUCUUUGCAUACACUCCACUCCCAUGGCACCUUGA